AUGUCUUUGGUGUGCAUGAAUCACCAUCAACAACAUCGCACAUUUGACAAUAGUACUACUAGUACAAUAUCAAAAAUGUCAGUACGACUGGCUUUGCCGAAAAAAGUACUUCAAAAAAGAUUCAACAGUUUUUCUUUCAUUCCAAACUCUGAUGUUUUUGCAUAUGAAGAAAAAAAGCUCUCAAGAGAAAUUGAUGAUUCUGUUGUGCCCAAAAUGCCAGAUGUCUCGCUGAUUCCAAAAUUGUACACGGACAUGGUGGACCCAAGAGACGUUGUCGAUCUCUUUAUCCGCCCAAAGUUUGAGGAUGUCGUUGUUACAGCCUUAGCAAAAGACUCUCCACUCUUCGGAGAUCCAACCUAUUCUUUGUUGUCGAGGUCUCAUGUUAAUGGUUCUAAAUUUUUAUUCGCCAGCUUAACAACUGAGUGGAUGGAUAUAUUCAGGUCCGGAAUCAAACAGCUCUCGGAGAUUACUCCAGAGAAGACCAUUUUAAGUUACAACAGCAAAUCUCGAGAAGCAACUAUUCAUGAACAGUUCGAUUCUCUGGUUUUACACGAUUAUACCAGUUUAAGUUCAUUCUACGAGAAACUUUUGGCAAAUGAUGACAUCACUUUGGAGAAUGUGACACAUUUUCUCCUCCAUCAUAUCCAGACUUUGCAGGAUUAUCAGCUUAUCAUGAAAUAUUUGAGCAACAAUAUUCAUGCAAUCAACACUUUCGCAUCGAAGGAUUUUGUCACAGUACUUUUAGAUGAUUUACUUCGAUCAAUAUCAGUGGAGAGAGUUGACGUCUUUUCGGAGCUAUUCACAAACUAUUUGCUUGCAUUCCAACCUAAUCUUCUAAAGGAAUUAUCGCCGACAACUCUCGAUCGUUUGGCUUAUGUAACGUCUGCCUCUUCUGAUUUAUCAACUGCAAUAGAAGCAAUGGCGACGUUGAUUAAAGUGCACGAGAAUGCUCCUCUGAAGCCCACAUUUGAGCUUUUUAUGUCCAGAUAUUGCAAACUUGCUUAUUCGCAAGACUACAGCAAGUCCCAAAUAUUAAAUGACUUAGGAAACUUGAAAUCAAUCUUUUUUCACAGGGGCUUGGAUACAAAUGCGUUUAAAUUGUUUCUUAAUGUUGCUGUGAAUAAUGUUCAUGAUUUGUCGCAUUUGCUUUCACUUGUUGAGGAAAAAUCCCCAGCUCUAUUAAAUGACCAUGCUCCUGCUAUCUUCGAACGCCUUCAAAGUAUUCACCAAGAAGAUCAUUCCUCAAAACUUAUAAAGGCCGUGCAAGUGACACAAUUAGCGAAAAUUAUGAUUAACAAUGGUGUGAAAGCAAACGAUACACUCAAGGACUUGCUUUCAAAAAUAUGUGCUGAUUUGGACAUUCCUAGAAUCCAUUUGUAA
Messenger RNA from Clavispora lusitaniae ATCC 42720, 1380 nucleotides. RefSeq lists its product as uncharacterized. The record is from RefSeq and is a predicted model, not a curated record. NCBI's taxonomy places the organism in Eukaryota, Fungi, Ascomycota, Pichiomycetes, Serinales, Metschnikowiaceae.